Astrephomene gubernaculifera is the source of this 1340-nucleotide messenger RNA. Lineage: Eukaryota; Viridiplantae; Chlorophyta; Chlorophyceae; Chlamydomonadales; Astrephomenaceae. The record is from the annotation of a GenBank genome assembly.
GUUUUAGCAAACCCUGCACCUACUGAAAAAGCGUGUGCAUGUCUCGGCGUCGCGAAACCUUUGCGCUUUAUCCCACAGUGUGCUGAGGAUAACGCUGCGAACAGAAGCGAACUGUAACUACAAUAAGCUUCAUGUACCUUGAUACUAUAUAAAAGGGCAGUUUGUUAAUUAAUAGGAAGAACAUUGGCGGUCCCAUCUGAGCCGUCGGCAGCAUGGAGUUUGACUUUGAGGAACACUUUGAUGGAUUGCCACAAGCGGACGGGAUGCCCCCAGAUCGGAACAUGCUGCCGCUGCAGGUUGAUCCGCGCGGACCAGGGAAUCACGACUUUGGGGCUCAGCCACAAGGCGGCCCCAUGGAUGUUGGGCAGCCCUUCCAUAUAAAGCUUGAACAGCCGCAGGCGUUGCCGCAACCCCCACCUAGACCCCCACCUCAGCACCAGCAACAGCAGCAACCACAGCAGCCCCCAGCCCCCAGCGCUCAAGCACUACGGGAAGCGCGGGAAGCAGGCGGACAGGUUUACAUUGCCAAUAUGACUUGGUGGACGACCGACAUGGAUGUGGAAGCCAUCUGCUCGAACUUCGGCCCCAUCAACGGGCUGCAGUUUACAGAGGACCGAGCCACAGGCCGGUCAAAGGGUGUCGUACUGGUGGAAUUUGUGGAUCCUGAGGCAGCAGCGAGGUGUAAAGAGGAACUCUCGGGGACACCCAUCAAUGGCCGGAGCUGCGUCGUCACGUUCGCGGGCAGCGGCAGCAGCGGCGCCAGCGGCAAGGCCGGCCCCUCCAACCGCUCCUCCGCCCCCGCCGGCGGCCCCAGCAACCCCAACGCAUCCAACUCAAUGGGUGACGGCGGUGGCGGUGGCCGCUUCGGCGGCCGCAGCGGACGCGGCGGUCGCGGCGGGCGAGGAGGCCGUGGCGGUGACCGAGGUGGCGACCGAGGCGGCGGCGGCUUCGGAGGGCCGCCGCUGCCGCCGGAGAUGGCGGGCGGCGCGCCGCCGCUGGGCAUGCCGCCCAUGCAUGGUCCCGGCAUGGGUCCCAUGCAGGGUAUCACGGUUCCCCACCAGCACCCUGCCGGGGGGUUCCUGGGGGCCGCCAUGGCGGCUGCGGCUGCGGGGCCGCUGGCUGGGCUGCUGCCGGCCAUGAUGGGCGGCGUGGGGGUGGGCAUGGGAGGCCCGCUUGGAGGGCUGGGCGGCGGGCCGCAUGGACCUGGACCCAUGGGUCCGCAUGGACAUGGACACGGACAUGGGCACGGGCAUCAUCACAUGGGCGGCCCGGGAGGGCACUUCAUGCCAGACAUGUGAGCAAACAACGCUGCGGUGGCGCCUACAAGGCAGCGGCGGGAU